CGAUUCUCUGGGAAUGGGCAGUGUGGCGUGGGAGGGAGCGUUUGAUUAAGGAUGAGAGAUCUUGUAUGCCAUCGGGCCAUGAUUUGGAAAUUUGUGGGAAGUGUGUCAGGCAUAGCCGGCCUGGUUUGCUUUGGUUUCAGCUCCACCUACAAAAUCUCAUUUGGAAAGCUUGGUAUUGGCGGUCUCCUUCUUUAUCUAUUCGUCGGGGUAAUCAUAUGGAGCCUCAUCUUGUGGGGCAAGAGAAUUCGAGUUUCAGAGAAAUUCCGAGGCCCUGUGGCAGCUCUAAUAUUUGAUGUGAUCUGUUUGAUCUCCGCGGUGAAUGAAAAACUUCUUCCUGCAAAAUCAGAUGCUUUGAGCAUUAUCUCGUAUGGUUCAUUUGCCUUGAUGUCGCUGUCCAUGUCAAGGAAGUUUGAGCUCGGAUUCGAAACUGGCUUUUCCACCUUUUUCCUGACAUUAUUUGCCACACAACUAUUCAAAAUCAACUGGAUCCUCUUACCUAUUGCAUUAGUUUUCUGCUCCCUCAUCGUUAUUCUUCGCCACUACUCAGAAUCUGUAGUACAGGAGGUUGGUCCCAUCAGUCCAAGUGACCAUCUUCACGUUGAUGUUGGUCCUUCAGAUGGCAAUGAGUGGCAAGAUUCCUCAGGGGUGGGAGAAGUUUCGGGGCAAAGCCAAUUAUCACGGCGGGGAGGGGUUGGCAAAGGUUUGUACAAGAAUGAGAAGGCGCAAAGACUAGCCCGGCGACAUUGGCUUGAAGCUGUUGACCCAUGUCAUCGAUAUGGUCACAAUAUAUUGCUCUAUUAUAAUGUCUGGCACAGAAGCCAAAGCAGCCAACCCUUUUUCUACUGGUUGGAUGUAGGAGAAGGCAAAGAAGUGAAUCUUGAGAGAUGUCCAAGGAGCAAACUUCAACACCAAUGCGUUAAAUACCUUGGACCAAAAGAAAGGGAAGAAUAUGAAGUUAUUGUUGAAGGGGGCAAGCUAGUGUAUAGACAAGAUGUGCCCGCAGUAGCAGGGAGAUUAGCGGCUCAUGAGGGUGUUCUUAAGGUUAUUUGGCUUGAUAGCGCAUACUACCUCCCUACAGUAGAGAGUUUCAGAGAAGUCAUUAGCUUUCUUGAGGAGCACAAUUUAGAUCCCUCCGCUGUUAUUAGUAAGAAAACCUUAGCCCGUUUCGGAUUAGCUCAUACCCACACCACAAGAGCUGAGAUUGAAAAUAGACGGCAGAUGAGAAAAGCAGAUCUGAGGGAAAACGAUGAAGGAGACGAAGCCAAAGAUUCCAACUCUGUUACAUCGUUGGGAACGUUUCGGAAAAAGUCCAACGUUGUCCCACCGUAA
Messenger RNA from Neltuma alba, 1329 nucleotides. RefSeq names its product IQ domain-containing protein IQM2-like. Lineage: Eukaryota; Viridiplantae; Streptophyta; Magnoliopsida; Fabales; Fabaceae. The transcript is spliced from 11 exons. The coding region runs from base 52 to 1329 and encodes 425 amino acids. The record is from RefSeq and is a predicted model, not a curated record.